This is a messenger RNA of Alternaria rosae, 3243 nucleotides long. RefSeq lists its product as uncharacterized. NCBI's taxonomy places the organism in Eukaryota, Fungi, Ascomycota, Dothideomycetes, Pleosporales, Pleosporaceae. The record is from RefSeq and is a predicted model, not a curated record. The transcript is spliced from 6 exons. The coding region runs from base 1 to 3243 and encodes 1080 amino acids.
AUGGCUCCCCGAGCCAUCUAUACAUUUGGAGGCCGCUACAAAAGCAUCAACGCUGUGGAAGAUGCGCCAUUCGCAGAAUUCAUCUCAGUGAGAGAGACCGGGCUCAAGUUCAACGUCGUCCACCCAAUCCCGGUUGCGUAUCUGCGUGAUCUAGACCCCCGUGAACGCGAUGCGGUCCACAAAUACAUUCAUUCUCAGCUAUUUAACAACAGCUACAAAGACGUCGGGUUUAUUGAAGCUGCAGAAGAGACCUUGAGUUUGUUGGAGACGGUCCAACAGGAUAUGGAUCGCGAUCGCUCGACCACUGUGGAACCCACGACGACGGAUGCGACCAGCGACCGGACAUACCACACGGCAAGAGAUUACCAAGAGUCCCACAGCAACCAUCGCUCGAUGGUCCACUUGAAGGGUGAAUCCCAUACUACGCGCGGCUUACGACCAGGUGCCUCUAAGCGUUCUCGCAAUAUAGACGCCUGGAAGAAAAACGUCCCGCGUGGCCACGCUCCACCAUCGGUCAGCCAACGAAGCUCGUGUCUGCCAUCUGAAAGAGCGAGCGAAUCACAAUCAUCAAGCCCUAGCAGGAUGCGAAGGCCUAGCAGGCACAUUGACUUCCUCAAGGACGCAAAGCUCGACAAAAAGACGCGCGUCAUAGUCGUGGAACACAGCGUUGCUAGCCACGAGCUGGCGCUUCAAGAACAGCACCUCGCCCGUCUUGAGUCGCUUGCUUUGACCGUCACCAGCGCAGCUGCGCGGCGCGAUCUAUACGCUGCCAUUCGAAAGGCUCACACUGCAAUCGAGAAGGUGCGCGUCCUCGAACGUAAGUGCAAAGGCGCUCUCUCUGACUCCAGGGCACUCGUAGUGGAUGCUCUUGAGCUUGCUGAUGAUCUUUGGGAGACGUCAGAAGCAGACGCGGAAGAAGUAUCAACCGUUUCUUGUCCGACAAUGGUUUUUUCGUCGACACAGCGGAGCACAUCCACUGCCCCGUCGGAGCAGGAAUCCUCAGUGCCGGCCCGUUUUGCCUCUGCCUCGGAAGUUGUUUCACUGAAGAAGGAACUGCGAAAGAUCGACAACGAUCUUUCGGACGCGAUGAGGACUCUAAACAAGGUCAUCACUCGAUCACGUAACCGAGAGGUCGUGAUCGAAAGCAUAGACCGCGCACGGGUAUGCCUCGACAAGAUUCACAUUAUAGGAGAGCGCUUUUCGGGCUUGGAUGACGAAAAGAUACGCAAAUUCGGAUUUGCCACGCUUGCCAUUGCAAGGAUAAGGCAUCAAGAAGCUAUGCGCGUUCUGGAUGAAGCCAAGCAAGAGGCACAUCGAUUAGACGGCCCUACGCAGGCAAUAGAUAGUAGAGCAACGCGAGAAACCGAGCGCCAACAGACUUCGCGAACAGAAGAAGAGCUCGACCAAACUAUACAUCGUAUCUCUCAACUUGAGUUCGUUGACGCCGGAGAGCUUUUGCAGCAGCAACAAGACGCUCUUGAUCAGCUUGCGCAGCACAGGCUUACUGAGACGUACAACAGACGGGGCCCAACGAGCAAUAGCUUGUAUGAUCAGUUUCUUCAGGCAGGCGCUCCCGAAGUUUACGGAGAGCCAACGUCGUCAGCGUCGGGUUUGCCGCCACCUCCGCUCCAGGAUUGGGGUCAGUACUCCCAUUGUCACGUGACGUACACACGCAAAGCAUUAGAGAGUGGUUUAAGAUGCUUCCAGUAUCCUCCAGCAGAUAUCGUCGCUGCUCCAUCUAUCUCAAUCGCAUCACAGCAGUUAUCAUCAUCGAGCACGGAUGUUCUUGGGUCUCAAUCUUCAGGCCCUUCGCCUAUGUUGUCUGCACUGCCUUUAGAGUCCCUGGGCAGCUUCAACCGUGACUUCACCUUCUCAGCUCUCACUGGCGUUACUAGGUUUUGUGAACGCUCAACAAUCGCUAACGUUUCCAACUACGAGCGUAUAUACUCCUCCCUCAAGGAUACUAAGAACAUUGAGGAUAGAAAUCCAACUUCGUUAGCUUUCAGCGAAGUCUUCGUGAACGAACUAUCCAGUCCUGUGGUUAUGACCGCUGCAGUACCGGGCGAAGCUUUCAAGGAAACCUUGUCACGAACGUCUGACACGACAGAGUCAUCAGUCCCCACGCAGCUCAAGGCUGCCACGACUGACAACGCCCCAGCACCUGUGUACACAUCCAAAUAUCCAUUCACAGCUGCUGAUGUCAAAAAAGAGCUAGAGGUUUGCCCGGACUAUGCAAGUCAUGAACAUGAUGUCUACGAGACUGACACCGGCCUCUCACUUGAAAGCAUACUUGGUAGGCGGAUGUUCUUGGCAAGUGCGGAUGGUGUGACCCAAUGCAUCGCCUACGACAAGCUCCUACACGACGUCGAGAUUAUCAAAGACGAUGGUGGUGCAGACUUCGACUCAGUCACAUCUCCGAGUAGGAUGUGCCCUGACGAAUGCAAAAACGCAUGUCAUGAGACCUCCGAGUCUAUUGGUUGUUGCAUCGAGGACACUCAAGUAGUUUCCGCCAUUCGCGACAGGUUUUGCAAUGCGAAGGACAGUGCGGGACUGGAGGACAUCGAAGUACCUGGCCGGUGUUUGCACCCAAGCCAGAAGUGUAGUUCUGAUCGUGAGGAGGUUUCGAGCUAUUCGGGCAGUUCGGGUUUCGGUUCGGACGAUGCUGUAUCGUUCAGUACUGGGAAGUGUGAAGUGGUUGCGACGCACCCGACAAGCCUCCAAACUACCGCACGCUCAGGCAGCAAAGACGAGACAGUGUCGACUAGCUCACAUGGUCCUGACGAGUCCGACUGUGCUUCCGAGUUGAGUCGCAUGCGUCUAAGUCCAGAGUCUCUCUUUUCCUGUCUGGAGGUCAUGGAGGCCAGAGACAGCGGCAAAGCCACGCGAGACGCCGUUGUCACCGCAUUCCUGCAGCUUGUCAAUAUCGAGCGAAAGAUGCGAGGAGCUCGUACCUUGUCGUCGGCAUGCACAGCACAAAGCGUGCUGAGCAGUGGGAUCCUUCCGCACACAAUCAUGCUUGAAACUACGACUGUUGCGUCCUUGGUUGCACAGCUGUGCUUUGACGAGAAAGAUGAGGUCGAGAUGGCUGACGUGUACGCGGCUUGGGAUCGGUUGGGCCGUGAGGAAGUGCAACAGCAACGGAUAGCUUCUGGAGGCAGUAUGGGUGUAUUGGGCAGAGUUCGGGCUGGCUCUCAUGGGACUACGAGCUUCAGUGGGGCAUGUUUAACAGAUGAGUCUAGGUGA